Molecule: messenger RNA, 3600 nt
Organism: Closterium sp. Naga37s-1
Lineage: Eukaryota; Viridiplantae; Streptophyta; Zygnematophyceae; Desmidiales; Closteriaceae
Source: the annotation of a GenBank genome assembly
AUGGUGCGAAUACGGCCGAGCGGGAGUGUGCUGUUCGCCGUGGUGGGUCGCACGCAUUACGCCUUCGAUGUCUACUCCGCUGCGCUGCCGCCCCACUUCUUCCGCCAUCCGCUUGCAGAGCCCCCAACUUGCCCGCCCACACUCACGCUGCCGCGAGGCGGAAGCGACUCUAGUAGCGGGGGUCAGGAGCGGGUGGCGGAAGGCGGAAACGAAGCGCGGGCGGAUUGCGGGAACGGAGGGGGAAAGAGGACGGGGCGUGGGACGAUAAGCGAACGGCGGCACACUGCGACGAGCGGCAGCGCCAGCCACAGCGCGCAAUUUACUUUGGGCGUGAGGAGCAUACGCGAUGGCACGGGGGUAGAGGUGGCGCGCGAAGAGGCAGGGGGAGGGCGCGGGGGGGAGCUCACGAGGGGCGAUGGCGCGGAGGGGCGCGGGGGUAACGACUUGGGGCUGGUGUUCGUGUCAGAGGCGGAGGACGGGGCGGGGAACUUGAUGUUCUGUGAAGUGGCGCAAGGGUUGGGGGAAAGAGGCCGGGGGGAGGAGGAGGUUGUUGCGAAGGUGACGGGUGGAGGAGAAAUGGAGGAGCCGAUGAAGGGCGGUGCGGUGGGCAGCGCAGUGGCGGAAGGGGAGGAUGAUGCGGGGCUGCACGAGAGGGUGCAGGCGAUGCAGGCUCAGUUAGGGAAGCUGGCAGUGGAAGCGGAGCGGCAGGGGGGUGUGCAAGAGACGGAAAGGCGGCGGAUGUUGGCGGGAAAUUACGGUGAUGGCGGGGAGGAGAGUAAGGUCUCUGUGCUGCGCGCGUGCCAGCACAGGCGCGGCAAGCAGAGGCAGGGGGGAGAAGGGAUGCAAGGGGGAGAGGGGGGUCAGGGCAGCUCGCACAGCGAGGAGGGGUGUGAGGCUGUACAGUUGACGCAGGACGUGGCGUGGCAUGACCGGCCUGCCAUGGUCGCUGCUGCUGGUGGCCCCUACCUCGUCUUUGCACGCACACAGCCCAGCCACCCUGCAGCACAGGGGGGGAUGGCAGGCGCAUGGGCAGGCGGGCAAGCAGAGGGAGGAGCGGCGGAUGAGGGGCAUGCGGCGCGGUUGAGCUGGAGUGCAGUGCACGUGCAGCACAUGGGGGGCAACGGCACCACUACAGCUAAGAUUCGCAUUCGCUGUGUUUCUUUUUUCCCCCACAGCAAACACUGUGUGACACCCCCUCAUCUCGCUGACUUCUCCCCCAGCGUCUCCCCCUCGGGGCGCUGGCUCGCUGUUGCCUCUGCUCCUGCCCACUACUCUGCUCACCGCACGUAUGCCAGCUCCACUGCUGACAUGGACACGGGUGGCGCAGUGAACAUGCAGCAGAGGGACCUACUAGCGCUGCCCACUGCCAUCCACGUGAUGCGCCUGCCGGACGGCAAGCAUCGGCAGGAGGUGGUGGCGCAGGGAGGGUGGCCGGCAUGGGGCGAGGACGACUCGACUCUGCUCUUCCACCGCCUCAUGCGCGCGAGAGGGCAGGCGGGGCGUGGUGCUGAUGAGGGGGCGCAGCAGGGGGAGGGCGGUGAGGGGUGGUUCGGUGUGUUCCAGGUGCAGCUGGACCUGCCUGGAGAGAACCAGGGGGAGGUGCGGCAGAGGGCGGAGGGUGAGGAGGCUGGCUUCAAUGGUGCAGCUUCCAAAGCACAAACAGAUUCAGAAACCACUGCAGGGGCGAGUGCAGGAGUGAGUGCAGGGGAAGGGAAGGCAUGGAUAGGGGUGGGCAGGGAGGAGCGCCUGACACCGCCCGGGCUGCACGCCCUCACGCCCUCCUCCGCUGCCCCUUCCUCAUGCGGCCCCUUCAUCGCCCUCACCACCCGCCGGCCCCCCUCGCCCUUCCGCCACGUGGAGCUGCUUCACCUGCCGUCGCGCCAGCUGUACAUGCUGACUCAGCACAUCCGCCCGUCCGCCAAUCACUACACGCCGUCAGUGGCGCCGGACGGGUCGCGAGUUGCGUACCACCGUUGCCGGUGCGCAGGCGAGGAUGGUGGUGAUGCGGAAGUUUUAGCAGAAGACGGUGCAUCAGUUCCAGAGGGCAGCGAGGGGGCAGGCAGCAGCACAGAAACAGCAGAAGUGCAGAAACAGGAGUCACACCGAGCACUGUUAGCCCGACCCUCUCUCACACUCUCACAACCCGUAUCCCCUCAGCACGCACACACGAGCUGCACGGACUGCCACGGGUACUACGUGGAGCGCAUCGCCACACCCUUACCGCCCUCAACGCCCUUCACCCUCAUCCGCACUGCAGGCCUCUUCCCCGCUCUCUCCCCGGACGGCCGUCUCCUCGCCUUCAUCCGUGCUCUCGGCGGCCCCGGUGCGGGUGUGUACGUGGUGCCGGCAGAUGGCAGUGCAGCGCAGCGGCAGGUGUUCCAGGGCCCUGCGUUUGGGCUGGCGUGGAACCCCAUGGUGCCCGGGGUGCUGUACACGAGUGCAGGGCACGGGUUUGCGCCGGGGGAAGCAGAGGUGCAUGUGGUGGAGGUGUCAGGGGUGGCCGCAUGGCUGUUCCAAGAGGGGCGAAAGGGGGAGGGGAAGGCGGAGGGAGGGGCGGGAGGGGGGGCUGAGGGUGAGAGAGAAGAGGAGGACAGUGGCGGUGGCGGCAGCAGCAGCAGCAGCAGCAGCAGCAGCAGCAGCAGAACUGGUCGGGGCAGAGUGAACGGUGUGUCGUGGCGUCGCCUCACUCUCCCCGGCACACGCAACAACGCCUUCCCAGCGCCGUCCCCAUGUGGGAGGUGGAUAGUGUUCCGGUCGGCACGCACAGGGCACAAGAACCUCUUCCUCAUGGCCGCUCAGCAUGGCGAGCGCGGCGGUGUGUGGCAGGUGAGUGAUGGGCCAUGGACGGACACCAUGCCCGCAUGGGACCCGUGGGGCCGGUGGAUCGUGUUCAGCUCCGAUCGCGGUGAGGGCGAGGGCUUUGCGCUCUAUGCCAUGCCCGCCGUGCUGCCCACAAGCAAUGUUGCAACUCGUGCUGCUACUGCUUGUCGUGGUACUGCUGUUGAUGGCGAUGGUGCUUCUGGUGGUGAAAGGGACGGCGAGAGGCAGGGUGGCCGUGACACCCAAUCAGCUGGGCAGGUUGAGCAGAAGCAGCAGCAGCAGGCAGCAGAGCAGCAGCAGGGGGUGGUGCGUCUGUGGCACAAUGGGCCGUGGGGGCGAGUCAACCAUGCUUCCUUCAGCCCUGACGGGCACUUCCUUGUUGUCACUGCUGACGUGGCAGGCAUGUCUGCAGACCCUGUGGCAUACCCACAGCAGUUCCAGCCAUACGGCGAGUUAUUCCUGCUGCAGUUGAAUCGUACGAAUCACCCGCCGCAGACUGUUGCUGCUGAUGAGCGCAGGGGUGGCAGCGCUGCUGAUACCUCCAGCAAUGGCAGCAGCAGCAGUGGUGGUGGAGGCAGUGCAGUGGAUGGAGUGUGGGGUGAGGAGCAGUUGAGUGUCAAACAGUGGGAGCGGCUGACGUUCAACCCGUAUGAGGACGGCACACCCUCAUGGAGCCAGCACACGCUGCACCCCGCACCGCUGCACACUCAGAGGCACCGAGUGACGUGUGAGUUCGAUGAUGUGGGGGCUCUGACAGGUCGUGUGCGUGUGGAAGAGUGA